AUGAUGCAAAUGAAACCAUCAAACGUGAGAUGCACCAAUACCACAACACUCAGUGCUAUCCGUAAUUGUGAUAGAAUGUCGGUCAAAGAUUUGCUAGUCAUAGCUAAGCCAUCCGUAAGAGCUAUCCUCGACAAAAUUCCAGGGAUUGUUCAGACUAUAGUUCCUGAGAUGUUUCGCCUAUACAAGGGAAAUUCCAAGGGAGUUCUGGAGAAUCCUACAGGCGUCUGUGUCGCUGAUCAUGGUAAUCUUUUUAUCACCGACAACAAAAGGUGUGCCGUCUGUUUCUGGCACGCCUUCACUAUCCCAUUGAUGUCUCAGAAGUGUCAAAGUCACUAAAGAAUCCUAAUGGUGUAACUUAUUCUGGUGGAGUUGUGUAUGUGGCUGACACAGGUUACGGAAGGAUUGCUUAUAAAGCUGUUGUUCUAUCAGUGUUCCUGGAGCCCAAGAAAAUGAAAGUUCAAGAUAUUCGUGUGAAACUUGAGGAAAUAGAUGUCCAGGUCCGUGAAGCUUCCAAGAAGAAAGAUUUGGUAGAAGCUUUAACCAAAUGGAUCAACAACGAGAGAAAAAAGUCAACUAUUGUCUUUCGGACCUUAACAAGCUGCCUCUAG
Molecule: messenger RNA, 608 nt
Organism: Paramuricea clavata
Lineage: Eukaryota; Metazoa; Cnidaria; Anthozoa; Malacalcyonacea; Plexauridae
Source: the annotation of a GenBank genome assembly